GAGAGAGAGAGAGAGAGAGAGAAUCUUUGGGGGGUGGAGGUAAGAGAAACAAGAGCUCUGAAAUUAUUGGAAAUAGUGUUGACAUGGCUGCUGAACAGGACUUCUCACCCCCUGAAAUUCCUGAACCUACAUUCAUGGAGAACGUCCUCCACUAUGGCCUUUUCUUUGGUGCCAUUUUCCAGCUCAUCUGUGUAUUGGCUAUAAUCCUUCCCAUUCCAAAGACUCACAAAAUGGAUGUUGAAAGCUUUGAGAUGAAAAGUUCAGAAGUGAUUAAGAAGCCCAAAGCAGCCACUGCAUCAUUAAGUAAAAAGCCGAAGAAGGAAACCAAGAAGAAACGAUAAGCAGCUUCAUGAUGCAAUUUUCAAGACAGGGUUAUGGCAACCAUCAAGCUUGCUUGGAUGACAUUGGUCAAAGUUUAAGCCUUUCAGUAAAGCUGUGCUUAGUCCUGUUUUGGGUGGGGUGGAAGGACAUCCUAAAGUGACUUGAGGAUUGUUUGACCUGAUCUGUUGUGGAUACAUGUAAGGUUUCUCAAAUUGCUAAGGCCAUCUUCUGUCAUUGAGGUAUGAAGUGCAGGUCCCAUGAAAAGAAACUGAACCACAGGCUUACCAUUCUUGUGUCCCUUUCUGUGUUGGUUAAAGAUGAAAGACUCAGCUAUUGCAUUUCUUUAUUUUAUAUAUCAUUAAUAUGUUUAAUAUACCUGAUAUACCUGAUUUUAUAACCUAUGACGUACCGGUAUUCAUUGUUGUUUUUUCAAACUUGCUGUAAUUCUCUCACUGAAUUUAAUUUUCCUUGGGUCAUAAUAUGCUCUACCAGUUUUAGUUGCCUCCAUCAGAGCUUUGUGCCUGAUUACAUAAGUAAGUCAUUGCUGUCUUUUCUGUUUUGAAACAUAUUUAGCAUUCUUUUCUUUUUUAAGCUUCAGGAGGACUAAAUGAAUAGGAACUCUGAUUCCUACUCAGUGAAACAGAAACACCAGUAGAAACUCAUAGAAAGGACAACACUGAGAUAGUUCUAGAUCUUAUUCUAAUACAUAUUCCACUCUGUUACACAGCCUUGCAUUGUUCACUUCCAUAAUUGACAAUGUGACUACAUUGACAAAUAAUGCAGGAAAUGUUCCGGGAUUGGAUGAUCUGAUUUGCAUUAUUUUCCAUUGACUAAAUGACUUAAAGUCAGUGUUAAUCAGACAAAGGUUUCCCCCAUUAUCCAUAGUUUUUUUUCUUCCUUGCUGGGGCUUCAUCUUCUCUUUUUUUUUAAAUCAAAUGCAUUUGGAUCAAUUCAGGUAAUGCUAUCAUUUGAGCCAGCAUGGAGGGGCUUGUAGCUAUUGUAUUUAAAACCAUUCCAGGUGGCUACAGAAGCAGUUAAAGAGACCGGAUAGCGGGGAAAUUUGCUAUCAUUUCAAUCCUCUGCUCUCCACACUUGGGUGCAUGGCUCUGCUUUACUCUCCCUUCCUCCCUCCUUCUCUCUCUCUUAAAGCUUUGCUGAUGUAGCCAUUGGGUAGCUGGCUAAUCAAAAGGGGAAGAAAAGAAGUGAGGAAUUGGCAGAGUGAGAGGAGGAAGAUUUAAGGUAGUUCUGCUCUAACUGCCUCAUGGAAAUUUGAAUGGCCUGAGCAGAACUACCUUAUGAAGCUGGAAACAAGGCUGAACUGAAAACCUCUUUUUGCUUCUCUGCCAAUUCAUCACUCCACCCCCCCUUCUCUUUGGUGAGUUAACUGCCCUGAUAUUCAGACAGUAAGUCUUUAAAAGGAAAUAUGCAUGGAAUAGCGAACCAGUGGUAUACAAAAGUUGUGGUGGGGAGACCUAAAAGUGGCAGAAAACCAAAACGACUGAACGAGGACUAAGUUGGCUGUCUGGAAUCCUGAACUAGAACAAGUAGUAUAACAUUUUGUUGCAACGUCCGUGAGUUUUAAUAUAAACAAUAAAGCAUGGCUUCCGUUU
This is a messenger RNA of Pogona vitticeps (central bearded dragon), 1931 nucleotides long. It is a transcript of the gene MANBAL, whose product is annotated as mannosidase beta like. The record is from RefSeq and is a predicted model, not a curated record. Gene Ontology annotation, cellular component: membrane. NCBI's taxonomy places the organism in Eukaryota, Metazoa, Chordata, Lepidosauria, Squamata, Agamidae.